This is a messenger RNA of Onthophagus taurus, 1530 nucleotides long. Its product is annotated as carbohydrate sulfotransferase 11. Gene Ontology annotation, cellular component: membrane. The record is from RefSeq and is a predicted model, not a curated record. Gene Ontology annotation, biological process: carbohydrate biosynthetic process. Lineage: Eukaryota; Metazoa; Arthropoda; Insecta; Coleoptera; Scarabaeidae. Gene Ontology annotation, molecular function: sulfotransferase activity.
UAAAAAAUAUCUAAUUUAGAUUUUUAUAUGAAAUUGUGUACUAUUCGGUGUGAGUUAAAGUAAAGGACUUUAUAAUGGAAAAUAAAAUUCCUUUGGUAACACAUUGAGUGAAGUAACUAAACCGAAAGUGGAUGGCCCGGAAUGAGUUUGGCUAGAAAACAUCGAAUUGCCUCUUGGAAGGUUCUUAGAAGAUGCGUCAUAUUUUUUAUGGCAAUUUGCGUCAUCCCGGUUACUUUAGUUUUACUUGUUACAACCGAUCAGUAUAUGAAACCGAAUAGAGUUGGUGAGAUGGGAUUUAUAAGACCUCAAAUUUCUGAUGCUGUUAUAAGUUCGCAAGUAAAGUUAACAAAAAAUUUAACCGCCGUUGCGGAAAGAUUAGAAAAGCGGAAAAUGUUUUUAAAGAGAACUUGCUCUAAUUUAGGCCUGGAUAUUCCUGGAAAUGAUUCUUUACAUAAACCGAACGCUUGGGAAUUUUUGGUAAAUACGCAAGAUCAUAUUAUAUGGUGUAACGUUUUUAAGGCAGCCUCAACAUCUUGGAUGUACAAUUUUAAUAUUUUAGCGGGAUAUAGUCCAGGUUUUUUACAAAAAACUAAAAUGGUACCUUUACAUUUAGCCAGACAAAAAUAUCCAAGAGUCCCAUUGGAUGAUUUAAAAAAAUCUUUUAACGAUUCCUUAUCGUUUUUAAUAGUUCGUCACCCGUUAGAACGUUUAAUGUCCGCGUACAAAGACAAAUUACAACACGCUUUACCGCACAGUUACCAUCAACAACUUGGAAAUCAAAUAAUCAAAAAGUAUCGAUCGAAAACUUUGCGUAAAAGCGAUACGCGAUGGCCGUCUUUUGAAGAAUUUAUUUUAUACCUUUUCGAUUGUAUCAAAGACGGGGAAACGUUAGAUAUGCAUUGGACUCCUAUAACCGAGUUCUGCACGCCAUGUAUGUUCGAUUUUGACGUCAUAGCGCACACGGAAACUUUGCAGGAGGAUCAAGAAUAUAUUAUUUUUAAAGCAGGAUUACAGCACAAAAUCAAACCCGAAUGGAAAAAUUCCGGAAGAGGAGUAACAGCGCAACAAAUCGAGAAAUAUUAUUCUCAAAUAACCAGAGCUCAAAUAUUACAAUUAUAUCAUAUUUAUAGAUACGAUUUUGAACUUUUUAAUUACACGCUUAACGGCUACAUAGAGGUAGGUCAAAUUGAUAAGGACCCAUCGGCUCUUUUACAAGCAAUAAACAUUAAAGAUUCAAACAUAAAAGUUACGGAUGGCUAAAACGUUAAUGAUGUCAUAAAAUAGUCCAACACAAUUAGAAGGAAAAUCAUAGAAAUGAAUCUAUAAAAACUUUAAUGAAGCAAUUAAUUAACUAAUUUACAAGUAGUUAACAACAAUAAAAUAAUUGCAAUUAAUCAAUUGUGAUAGUAAACGAAACAUUAAAAAUUUAAACCGCGAAGAAGUUGAGGUGUUGUAUAUACUUUUAUAAAAAUUUCAUUGUUAAUAAAUGAAUUGUUAUCUUAAAAAAAAAUCUAUUUUUACUUACACGUG